AUGCCAUGGCAUUGGUUUGACUUCGCUUUGGCAACUCGGUCGGAACAACAGAGUAACUUUAUGGAACGCGCCCAAUUCCGAGCACUGACCCAGCAGCCAUGCCGAUUUCUACCUUCUGGACCUUCACCUGCUCUACAAUCCCGGACGCUUCAUCAGCGUUGCAGUGGACAUCGUUAUCAAGUGUUACAACCUACCAAGUGUCCCUGA
This is a messenger RNA of Protopolystoma xenopodis, 207 nucleotides long. The record is from the annotation of a GenBank genome assembly. NCBI's taxonomy places the organism in Eukaryota, Metazoa, Platyhelminthes, Monogenea, Polystomatidea, Polystomatidae.